AUGGUAAGGCCCAACCGAUACCCUCUUGUUAUCAAAUUCCAUCCAUCCUUUUCUACGCUCGCGCAUGCUCACAAAAGCAUGCUAUGGCUCGAUUCUUAUCUAUUUCUUCGCCCUUGUUAUGCUCGCGUCCGAUGCUUACUUUAUAGGGAAGAAAACACGACACCCAAGGUUGAGAAGCAAGAGAAAAAGAAAAAGCUCACCGGUCGUGCCAAAAAGAGAAUGCUCUACAACAGACGCUUUGUAGCUCAGGUUGCAACUGUCGGGGGACGUGUCAGAGUAAGAUUUCGGCAAUUGACCCAUUUUAUUUUAGAUGAACCCAAACACACCCUCCAAAUGAAUCCAUCAUCUGUCAAAGCUAGGUUCUUGGGAAGGGUGCCAUCGUACAGGGCAAUAGAUCAAAUCCAGAACGAAGUUUUGCGAUCAGUUCUCGCACGUAGGCAUCGAGUCGGCGAGCUUCUUUUGUUUGAGCUCACCCAUCCAACUAUAACUGUAGGGCGGAGGGAGCAUUAUGCAGCCAUAUUGCCCGAAAACCGCCCCGCAUAUACCAAUCUAAAAGCGACCGUGGAACAUGCGGGAGCAGAGUUCAUAGAGGCAAGUGGUCAAAUGACGUUCCAUGGGCCUGGACAGCUAGUAGCCUAUCCAAUAUUAGAUCUGAACAUGCUUAACAUCAACUCACUUCACAAAUAUGUGUCAAUGCUCCAUCGGGUCAUCUGUAGUGUGUGUCUUUCUUUCGGAAUAGAUUCGACCCUCCCCUUUGAGGGGUCGAGUGUCCCCUCGCAAAGAGUUGGUGUGUGGGUCAAUGGAAAUCAAAAGAUCUCCUCGAUCGGAUUUUCGACCACGCGAUGGGUGACUUCCCAUGGAUUUUCCAUAAAUGUGUCCACCGAUCUAUCCUGGUAUACGCGGUUCCCACCUUGUGGCAGCCCACUUUCUGAAAAAGGAAUCACAUGGGACGCUACCUCUAUCAAAGAACAGCUUCCUACAGGCUCCAGAUGCCCCACCCUUGAAGAGGUAGCUAAUACAACGAUUUUGGCGUUCGAAAAGGAAUUUGUAUGCAGGCCCAAAUAA
Molecule: messenger RNA, 1065 nt
Organism: Mitosporidium daphniae
Lineage: Eukaryota; Fungi; Microsporidia
Product: octanoyltransferase
Exons: 4
Coding region: 1-1065 (354 amino acids)
Biological process (GO): translation; protein lipoylation
Cellular component (GO): ribosome; mitochondrion
Molecular function (GO): structural constituent of ribosome; lipoyl(octanoyl) transferase activity
Source: RefSeq, a predicted model, not a curated record